UGAGUCAAAGAAUAAUCUGUCGACUGUCCCAAUUCCUUCGAUCCCUAAUUACCUUAAAGCUAACAGUCCACUGCUCUUCUUUCGAAAUUGAGCAAACGAAAUGAGAACCCGAAUAGGAGGAGGAUCCUGUUACAGUUUAUCAAUAGGAAUUGCACCAACAUGCUUUUCUCUUUUUCGUGGAAACCAAAGAAAUAUCCAUCAGACUCUUGUUUUCCUGAGGUCAGACCGAGAUUUUACUUCAGAGAAGCCAUUGCCCGGAAAAUACUCUAUCCAAUGCUCAGAAAAGCAAUCCCAGAAUGUACUUAGAACCUGCAAAAAUUGCAAGACCCAAUUCGACCCUUUACUCAAUCACCCCCGUGCUUGCCGUUUUCACACUGCUCAUUUCGGAGGAGAAACAAAGAGGAAGUUUGAGAGUGUAUAUACUGGGGGAACUAUGGACACCCCAGACUCUGGGAUGGUCUUUCAAUACUGGCAUUGCUGUGGUUCUGAAGACCCCUUUGACCCCGGUUGUACUGCUGCACCACAUGCUUCAUAUGAUGAUUAAAGCCUUGAUCUUUUGAUGGUAUGCAUCUUGGAGUAACUCAAACUAUUGUUAGCUUUUAGAUGAUUAUUUGGUCUGGGACAGUGUACAGAUAACAAAUACAAAUUAUUUCCUUUCACCGUAGUGAAGAAGAGUUCUAUUCAUCCUUCGUUGUCUGGUGUCUUGUCUACUAAUGUUUUUGUUUACGAAAAUUACAUAAUGCUUGGCUGGUUAUAGAAAACAAAUUAAUAUAUUUACCUCAGAAGUUCAUUGAUUAAGCUUUGAAGACCAUAGCACCAUGAGGCUGUAAUAGAA
Messenger RNA from Coffea eugenioides, 835 nucleotides. RefSeq lists its product as uncharacterized. The transcript has 2 exons. The coding region runs from base 101 to 544 and encodes 147 amino acids. NCBI's taxonomy places the organism in Eukaryota, Viridiplantae, Streptophyta, Magnoliopsida, Gentianales, Rubiaceae. The record is from RefSeq and is a predicted model, not a curated record.